GGCGGGCGCCAGCGCCGAGCCGAGGAGCGCUGCCUGGGACGGAGCGCUGGCAUUUGUCGCGGGAGCCUUGGCAGGGGACGCAGCGCAGCGCCCCGAGAACAGCAGCAGCAGCGGCGGAGGAGCCGAGCUCGGCCCGGGCGCGCCCCGCUCCCCCUGAAUGACGGGCGGCAGGUUCGACUUCGACGAUGGCGGCACCUACUGCGGCGGCUGGGAGGAGGGCAAGGCCCACGGGCACGGCAUCUGCACCGGGCCCAAGGGGCAGGGCGAGUACGCGGGCUCGUGGGCGCACGGCUUCGAGGUGGUGGGCACCUACACCUGGCCCAGCGGCAACACCUACCACGGCUACUGGGCGCAGGGCAAGCGCCACGGCUUGGGCGUGGAGACGAAGGGCAAGUGGAUGUACCGCGGCGAGUGGUCGCACGGCUUCAAGGGCCGCUACGGCGUGCGCCAGAGCCUCACCACCCCGGCCCGCUACGAGGGCACCUGGAGCAACGGGCUGCAGGACGGCUACGGCGUCGAGACCUACGGCGACGGAGGUACAUACCAGGGACAGUGGACAGGAGGGAUGAGGCAUGGCUAUGGCAUGCGGCAAAGUGUCCCCUAUGGCAUGGCAACUGUGAUCCGUUCUCCCCUCCGGACAUCUCUAGCGUCACUGCGUAGUGAGCAGAGCAAUGGCACUAUUCUACAUGAUAUUACUUUGGACAGCCCUGCUGGAACAAGAGGAGGGUUUGUGUUGAAUUUUCACAGUGAUCUUGAAGGAAUUGGUGGUAAGAAGAAAGGAGGCUUGUUCAGAAGAGGAUCCCUUCUCGGUAGUAUAAAACUUAGAAAAUCCGAAUCAAAAUCGUCGAUUUCUAGCAAACGCAGCUCUGUCAGGAGCGAUGCUGCUAUAAGUAGGAUUAGCUCUAGCGAUGCCAAUUCUACCAUUAGUUUUGGAGAUGGGGAUUGUGAUUACUGCCCAGCGGAAGACCACGUUGAUGCCACCACAACAGAAACGUACAUGGGCGAAUGGAAGAAUGACAAGCGCAGCGGAUUCGGUAUAAGUGAGCGCUCAAAUGGUAUGAAAUACGAAGGGGAGUGGCUAAAUAAUAAGAGGCAUGGAUAUGGAUGUACCAUGUUUCCAGAUGGCACCAAGGAAGAGGGAAAGUAUAAAAACAAUGUUUUGGUCCGUGGAAUAAGGAAGCAGCUUAUACCCAUAAGAAACACAAAAACUAAAGAAAAGGUGGAGCGUGCCCUUGAGGGUGCCCAGCGGGCAUCUGCCAUGGCAAGAACUAAAGUGGAAAUUGCAACCUCAAGAACUGCGCACGCAAGGGCUAAAGCUGAUGCUGCAGAUCAAGCCAGCCAAUCUGCUCGUCAGGAGUGUGACAUCGCCAGAGCAGUUGCCAGAGAACUUUCCCCGGGUUUCUACCAGCCAGGUCCUGAUUAUAUCAAGCAGCGAUUUCAAGAAGGUGCAGAUGUUAAGGAAAACCCUGAAGAAAAAGCUCAGGAAAAAGCACCUACACCAAAAGAAUCUCCUCACUUUUAUCGAAAAGGCACUACACCUCCUGGGACCCCGGAAGAGAGCCCAAGGCAAAGCCCCCUCCCCUCUGCUGAGCCUUCCCCUGCAAAACAAGGCAAAAAGCAAAACUCCUCCUCUGAGGUCAGACUAAUCCAAGAAAAAAAGAAUUUUCCUAGUGAAAAUGUGACACCUGUGGUCAACAAACCUCUUUAUUCGAAAGCACCUGUGAAGGAGGAUAUGAUGGUAAAGCCCCAGCCAAAGUUGUCACCCCGCAACAAUCCUACCCACACAGAGAAUGGGGAGUUGCAUGAUCAUUACCAUGGCUAUUACGUGAAACCGAAUCCAACAAGGUACCCAUUUGAGCUCGGGGAAGACGAGGACCAUGCCAACCCAUCAUCUUCAGCACUUGCACUAGUAGCAUCAGCUCAGAAGCCAAGCCCCAACAAAUCUGGGAUUCAGUUAGAUGCCAAAGAAUCAUUAAAGAAGCCUGAAUCUGUUGCACCAAAGAAUCCCGCAAAUAAUGACUUCUAUUCUUCAGUGGGGAGAGAAGUCAGUAUGCCUUUUCAGAAACAGAGAACCUCCAGUGAAUCAUUCCGCAGAAAUGAGAACCGCAAAGCUAUUGGAGAUACUAUCUGAUGAGGUUUGAGAGCUUAAUCAGAAGUGCUAGGAAAUGUUUUGAAUAAGUCUUGGAGUACUGAAAUGAUUUUUUGUUUAUAUGACAAUAUAUUGGUAAGCUACUACGUAAGUUUAUAAGGGAUACACUGAUUCUAAAACAAAAAAAUUAGAACUAUGUGAAUAAAUCACAUCGUUGGGUUACAGGGCUACCUUAUAUCAAGCCAAGCAGCUGGUCUACAGAGCCCAAUACUGUCUGUUUUCAUAGGUAGAGGCUUUUCAAGUUUGGAGCCGGAUAUAUUUCUUGUCCUGGUACAUGAUGUUCUUUUAGCCAAAGAAAACGGAGACUGGCCAUUGGAUCAAUGAGCAACAGCCCUCCCCUUCACUGUGCUCCAUAAAUAAGGGAAAUCUGCAUGAAAAAUAAUAACUACUAUUAGUUAUAAUAGUAGACUAAUCAAAAACUAACAUUAGCUUUUUAUAGUUGAUCGUCCUUUUCUUUUAAUAUGCUGCCUGCUAACAGUGAGCCAAUAUGUCACUGUAUUAUACUGUGCUGUUUUUUUUGGUUUUUGCUUUUAAUUACUUCUUCAUUUUACAUACUUCCCUUUUUUAUGCCUUAAGCCUACUGUUAUAUAAGAGUUGUACGGACAAUUCCGGGCAUGCAUAACGCUUUUCUGUUACAGCUUCUUUCUAACACCUGUUCAAAUCAGUCAUGGAAAGCAGAGACUAAUUUUGCCUUUUUCUAUUUUAAGCCCUUGUAGAAAGCUGUGAGGCCUUAUUUAUGGCACUUCACCCUAAAGCAUUUUGAAGUCUCACUAUAAAUGUUUUAAAAGCCAGAAAUAAGAGUCACAUUUUUAAUUCCAUGGGUGGAGCAAAGUUCUCUGCAGUUUCUUUGAUCAAUCCAAAAUGCCUAAGCAAUUCAGAGCGGGGGUUUUGGCAUUGCUCAAGGUUCCCCGUCCCAUUCUCUCAUUCUCAUUCUCACUCCUUGAAACUCUCCACUUAUCUUUCUUCAUAAUCCAGCAAAGCAUAACCUUUUUAUUUGAGCUUAAUCCAUAAAUUUAGUUCCAUGGUAACAUUUAAAGCUGCAUUCACAUGGUAGUUAAUUUCAUUUCUCUAACUGUUGAUUUCCAUAUUACAUUUGAGCUUUCACAUGAUAUAAAAGACACUUCUGGAAUUCUAGUGGACUAUAGUGCAAGUUUAGGAUCAUUUGGCUGUUAACUGGCUCCAGAUAUAAUGCAUUUGUAGCCCCAAUAACCCAGAAAAUCACAGGCAUAAAGUGACAAAAUUUUGGGUAGCAUACUGUCAUAUAUCACUUCAGUGCUGUUUUUAUGGGUAAGUCAUGAGGGAACAGAAGCAUACAUGAUAUUUAUUUAUUUAUUUAUUUAUACAUACAUACAUACAUACAUACCCCGCCCAUCUGGCUGGA
Molecule: messenger RNA, 3530 nt
Organism: Podarcis muralis (Common wall lizard)
Lineage: Eukaryota; Metazoa; Chordata; Lepidosauria; Squamata; Lacertidae
Gene: JPH1
Product: junctophilin 1
Cellular component (GO): plasma membrane; endoplasmic reticulum membrane; junctional membrane complex
Source: RefSeq, a predicted model, not a curated record